AUGAAAAAUGACUUUCAAGAAAAAAUUGAUGAUAAAGAUAAAAAAAAUUAUGAAAAAUUAUUGGAUGAAUAAAUAAAUUUGUGUUAGGAUGAAGAGAAUUGUAAAUACAUUUUCAGAAUAGAUAAUUAUAAAUAUGAUGAAAAGUAGAAUAAAUUUAUAAUUAAUUACAAUUUCAAAGAGAUCACAUAAAAUAUCAGUUAAGAAGCUAAAUCCUUAUCUUAAGUAUAGCUUAAGACUUUAGAAGAAAAACUUAAUAUUUUUGAUUAACUGCUUGAAUUAGCAGAGUUUUUAAAAAAGAAAAAGAUCAUACAUAAUAAUAUUAAAAAAAAUAAUUUGAUUCUUUAUAACAAUAAAUUAUAUCUCACAGAUUUUGGAUAUCUAUAAGGAAAAGAUAAAUCAAAUAUUUUUAUGGAUCAAAAAAAUUUUGUAAGAACGCUUAAUCAAGAUUAGUAACGAUAGAUUUAUCCAUAUUAAAGUUAAAAACUUUUAGAAAUUUUGAAUAAUUAUUAUUUAAAGAAUGAAGAAUUAAUGGAAAAAUUAGAAUAAAGAACUUAAGAGGAUAUUUAAGAUAAUGAUUAACAUGUAUUAACAGUUUUGAUGUUUGAAAUAUUUUAUCCUUUUGAUUUGGCCGACUAUUAUUUAUUAAAGAAUUCUUUAGAUUUGUCGAAAAAACCAAUUAGAAAUCAGUAGCUAGGAUGGAUGAUAGGUAAAAAUACAAAUGUGUAAUAUAAUGUUCUUUUGAUAAUAUAAAAAAUACUAAUAGAUAGAUUUAGUGUAGGUAAUGUUUAAAAGUAAAAUUCUCAAAAAAUUUAAUCAGAUAAUUUUUUUUAAAUUGAUAGAAAUUUAAUAAAUAUUUAUAAUUAGAUAUUAAUUUAAGAGUACUUUAAACAUAAAAUUUUAGAAUUUGAUUAAUAAUUUCUAUAUUAUUUUACUUAUUAAGAACUUUAGAAAUUAUUAAAUCAAAUCUCAAAUCAAUAAUAUUAAUUCGAAUAAGACUUAAAAUAAGCAAUAGAAAAAAUUUAAAAACUUUAUGAUAAGAUUGAUAAAAAUGAAUUUAAUAAGGAGAAUUUUAAAUAAUUAGAAUUAGAAGAAUAGUUCAUUUGUUUAGUUUAUUUAGAUCAAAAAAUUGAUGAAUUUGAUAUUAAUUAAAAUCAAGACCAAUAUUAAGAAGUAAAGAAAUUAUUAGAUUAUUAUACUUUAAAAUAUAAAUUAAAAGAAUUUUAUGAUGAAGUAAAUAAUAAAUAAUAAAAAGAUUUUAAAUUUAAUUCUAUAAAGAUAAAAUUGAAGAUCUAACAAUAUAAAAUUAAUAAAGAAAAGUUAAUAAAUAUUAAGAAUAAUAAUAAGCAAUUAGCUGAUGAAUAAAUUGAAAAGGAAAUUUUAGAAUUUGUUUAGUAAUUACUAUAUUAUUUUACUUAUAAAGAAAUUAAGAAUAUACUCAAUCAAUUCUAAAAUCCAUAAAAUAAAUUCUAAAAAGAUUUAAAAUAAGAAAUAGAAAAAAUUUAAAAACUUUAUGAUAAGAUUGAUAAAAAUGAAUUUAAUAAGGAGAAUUUUAAAUAAUUAGAAUUAGAAGAAUAGUUCAUUUGUUUAGUUUAUUUAGAUCAAAAAAUUGAUGAAUUUGAUAUUAAUUAAAAUCAAGACCAAUAUUAAGAAGUAAAGAAAUUAUUAGAUUAUUAUACUUUAAAAUAAGAAUUAAAGGAAUUUUAUGUUGAAAUAAAUGAUAAAUAAUAAAAAGAUUUUAAUUUUAAUAAUCUUAAAAAGUAAAGGUUCUAAUAUUUAAUUGAUGAGGAAAAAUAGAAUUUAGUUUAAGAGUACUUUAAACAUAAAAUUUUAGAAUUUGAUUAAUAACUUCUAUAUUAUUUUACGUAUAAAGAAAUUAAGAAAAUACUCAAUCAAUUCUAAAAUCCAUAAAAUAAAUUCUAAAAAGAUUUAAAAUUAAAAAUAGAAAAAAUUUAAAAAUUUUAUGAUAUGAUUGAUAAAAAUGAAUUUAAUAAGGAGAAUUUUAAAUAAUUAGAAUUAGAAGAGAAGUUCAUUUGUUUAGUUUAUUUAGAUCAAAAAAUUGAUGAAUUUGAUUGUGAUAAAAAUCAAGACCAAUCUUAAGAAGUAGACAGAUUAUUAGAUUAUUAUAAUUUAAAAUAUGAAUUAAAGGAAUUUUAUGAUGAAGUAAAUAAUAAAUAAUAAAAAGAUUUUAAAUUUAAUNAUUUGUCUAGUUUAUUUAGAUUAAAAAAUUAAUGA
This is a messenger RNA of Paramecium pentaurelia, 2232 nucleotides long. NCBI's taxonomy places the organism in Eukaryota, Ciliophora, Oligohymenophorea, Peniculida, Parameciidae. The record is from the annotation of a GenBank genome assembly.